Messenger RNA from Lathyrus oleraceus (garden pea), 1551 nucleotides. RefSeq lists its product as uncharacterized. Gene Ontology annotation, molecular function: zinc ion binding; nucleic acid binding. The record is from RefSeq and is a predicted model, not a curated record. The annotation marks the transcript as partial. The transcript is spliced from 2 exons. NCBI's taxonomy places the organism in Eukaryota, Viridiplantae, Streptophyta, Magnoliopsida, Fabales, Fabaceae.
AAUGCUGGUGGAGAUGCUGGAUCACGUAGCUUGGCGACUUUUCAAAGAGAGAAUCCGCCAGUGUUUAAAGGGAAGCAUGAUCCAGAUGCAGCAUUGGGAUGGUUGAAAGAGAUUGAGAGAAUCUUCCGUGUUAUGGAUUGCACUCCAGCUCAGAAGGUUCGGUAUGGUACUCACAUGCUAGCAGUCGAAGCUGAUGACUGGUGGCUAGAGACUCACGAGAGGUUGACCGUGGCAGGUGAAGACAUUACUUGGGAUGUAUUCCGUAGGGAAUUUCUGAGAAAGUAUUAUCCAGAAGAUGUCCGUGGUAAGAAGGAAAUUGAGUUCCUUGAGCUGAAGCAAGGAAACAUGUCUGUCACUGAUUAUGCUGCGAAAUUUGUGGAGCUGUCCAAAUUUUAUCCUCAUUACACUGGUGCGGGUGCUGAAUUUUCAAAGUGCAUCAAGUUUGAGAACGGAUUGCGCUCUGAAAUUAAGAAGGCUGUUGGGUAUCAGAAGAUACGCAUUUUUACUGAACUGGUUGAUAGCUGCAGGAUAUUUGAGGAAGACAAUAAUGCUCAUUACAAGAUUGUCAGUGACCGCAGAGGCAAGCAACAUCAAAAUCGUGGCAAGCCGUAUGAUGCUCCAGCUGGAAAAGGGAAACAAGGAGCUGCUCCGGCUCAGAGGACUAGUAGGGGAGGUGCUCCUGCUGGUAUAGUUUGCUUCAAAUGUGGUCAGGCUGGUCAUAAGAGUAAUGUAUGCACUGCUGAAGUAAAGAGGUGUUUUCGCUGUGGUAAGACUGGUCAUGCAAUAGCUGAUUGCAAGCACAAGGAAGUGAUUUGUUUUAAUUGUGGCGAAGAAGGGCAUAUUGGAAGUCAGUGUCAGAAGCCAAAGAAAUCUCAGACUGGGAAGGUGUUCGCAUUGACCGGAACUCAAACCUCCUAUGAGGACAGACUUAUCCGAGGUACAUGUUUCAUAAAUGGUACUCCUUUAAUUACUAUUAUUGAUACCGGUGCUACCCACUGUUUUAUUUCUGCUAACUGUGCUCGAAGACUGGGUUUAAAAUUGUCCGCUUUGGAUGGUGAAUUGAUUGUUGAGACCCCAGCUAAGGGAUCAGUAACUACUUCUUUGGUAUGUUUAAAAUGUCCUUUGUCGAUCUUCGAUAAAGAUUUCUAUGUUGAUUUAGUAUGUUUGCAGUUGGAUGGGAUAGAUGUAAUUCUUGGUAUGAACUGGUUAGAGUAUAAUUAUGUUCAUAUAAAUUGUCAUCAUAAGUCGGUGAGGUUUUCCACUCCUGAAGAGGAAGGAGUUGACUUAUUACCUUUCAGAGAAUUGCGAAAAUUGAUGAAAGAGGGAGCUCAGAUGUUUUCUUUGAUGGCGACGUUGUCGGUUGAAAGUAAAGCUAAGAUAGAAGAACUGUUAGUGGUGAAAGAAUUCCCUGAAGUUUUUCCUGAUGAAAUUCCUAGUGUGCCGCCAGAGAGGGAAGUUGAAUUUACCAUUGAUCUGGUACCUGGUACUAGGCCUGUCUCGAUGAAGAAAGAGGGUAGUAUGAGGCUUUGUAUUGAUUAUAGACAAUUGAAU